Molecule: messenger RNA, 646 nt
Organism: Cygnus olor (mute swan)
Lineage: Eukaryota; Metazoa; Chordata; Aves; Anseriformes; Anatidae
Product: scale keratin-like
Exons: 2
Coding region: 39-404 (121 amino acids)
Cellular component (GO): intermediate filament
Molecular function (GO): structural constituent of cytoskeleton
Source: RefSeq, a predicted model, not a curated record
CUCUGCUCGGGAAAAGGGCUCAGCUCUCUCACACCAAGAUGGCUUGCAACGACCUGUACCCGCCGAAAACCAGCGUCGCCGUCCCCCAGCCCAUCGCUGAGAGCUGCAACGAGCUGUGCGCGCGGCAGUGCCCCGACUCGACGGCCUUCAUCCAGCCGCCCCCCGUCGUCGUCACCUUCCCCGGCCCCAUCCUCAGCUCCUUCCCCCAGCAAGCCGUGGUGGGCUCCUCCGGGGCACCCGCCUUUGGGGGCUCCUUGGGGCUGGGGGGCCUCUACGGCGCGGGGGCCACCCAGGGCUCGGGGGGCCUCUGCACCUUUGGCAGGCCCUACGCCUCUCCCGCCUGCAGCCCCUACCUCUUGCCGCGCUACAGCAAGAAGCUGUGGGACACCUGUGGGCCCUGCUAAAGCCAGGCCCGUGCCACCUCUUCUCCUCCUCGUCCUUCCUCCUCCUCUUCACAGACAUGUGACUCCUCCAGUGCUGCCCCCCAGGGCCCUUUCUUGGCCCUGUGCCGGCCACCGCCUGGGAGAAGCCUGAAGGAAGAACGCCUCUCUGCAAGCCCCAGGCACCAGCUGUCUGCCUGGGCCUUGCUCGCGUCUCUGUGCUUGUGUCCUUUCCUGCCUUGACAAUAAAGCAAGCCUGCAUCCAA